Messenger RNA from Salvelinus sp. IW2-2015, 1569 nucleotides. RefSeq names its product mitochondrial ribosomal protein S22 (gene mrps22). Gene Ontology annotation, molecular function: structural constituent of ribosome. The record is from RefSeq and is a predicted model, not a curated record. Gene Ontology annotation, cellular component: mitochondrial small ribosomal subunit. Lineage: Eukaryota; Metazoa; Chordata; Actinopteri; Salmoniformes; Salmonidae.
GUGUAAUCCAUGAGAUAGCUACAAACAUGGCCGCGUUUGGUGCAGCACGGUGCCUCUUUAGGAGCUAUUCUCGGGUCAAAAAUGUCGAUCAAAACACAGGAAUACUUGUCAGAUGUAGCAGAAGGAUGUUGUGCAGUGCACCGUCUGACAGCAAUUCUCCAGAUGCCCAUGUGAAGCCCCAGUUUCUGGAUGCAGAGGUGCAGGACAUCCUAACCAGAAUCACAGGCUUGAACCUGGAGAAGGUGUUCAGACCCAUCAAACAGGAGCUGAAGCCCCCCAAGUACAAACUCAUGACAGACGCACAGCUGGAAGAGGCGAUCCAGAGUGCCAGGGAGCAGGCCCAGAGGCUGCUGAAGAUGCCUCCGGUGCUGCCGGAGAGGAAGCCCAUCAAUGAUGUCCUGUCUGAGGACAAGAUCCUGGAGGGCAUGGACACAGCCAAAUACGUCUUCACUGACAUCACCUUCAACAUACCGCACAGGGAGCGGUUCAUAGUGAUCCGGGAACCCACUGGGACUCUGAGGAAGGCAUCGUGGGAGGAGAGGGAUAGGAUCCUGCAGGUCUACUUCCCUAAAGAGGGCCGCAGGCUCACAGCACCCCCUGUCUUCAAGGAGGAGAACCUGAAGGUGGUGUUUGGCCAGGAUCGUCAUGAGGAUAUGUUGGAUCUGUGCCAGGUCCAGUUUGAACCUGACUCCUCAGAAUACAUCAGGGUGCAUGCAGCCACCUAUGAGGAUCUAGAGAAGAUGGGGAAGUACGAUCUGCUGCGCUCCACCAGACACUUUGGAGGCCUGGUCUGGUACCUGGUCAAUGCCAGGAGGGUGGACGGACUCGUGAUAGACAUGCUGCAGAAAGACCUGUUGCAGGAUGUAGUGAGUCUGGUAGGUCUGUUCAACAAGGUCCAUCCACACAGUGAGACAGCCCAGGAGGCCUCCAGCCAACAGGCUUCAGGACUGGACCUGCUCAAGAUCUACGCUAAGCGGGAGUCCCAGAGGGCAGGAUACGUAGAGCUGGCCCUGCAGGCCUACGAACAGACCUCCGCAGAGAGCUCCGUCUGACAUACAUCAGCACACCUAACCACAGGACAGCUGUGUCACAUCACAGCAGAGCUCAGUCUGACAUCAGCACACCUAACCACAGGACAGCUGUGUCACAUCACAGCAGAGCUCAGUCUGACAUCACCAUACACCUCACACCAACGGAGCUGUGACAUUAUCCCCAAUGGCCUGCCUUUCCAUGAUCAAAAAUUUCACCAACUGGACAAUUUCGGUGAGCAAAGAGAAUAACUUAGUCCUUGAACUAUGGAGCUCAUAUGAACCACUUGCAAGCCAAGUGUCCAUUGGCAAUAAAUGGCAUCAAAAUGUGCAUAUAACUGGGGUCCUCCAGGCUUCAGUCUUCUAUCAUUUGGUGGAAGGGCACACGAUGCAGUGCAGAUAUUCACUAUUCACACAUUUCAACCUUGUCAUUUGUUCAUAACCUUAAUCAUACUGUAUCACAACAUUGGAACUGAGUAAGCUGUUUAAUUCUCAUGAUGUAUGUACAUUCAAAAUAAAAAUGUCUUUAUUUACAGUCUCA